This is a messenger RNA of Schizosaccharomyces cryophilus OY26, 1662 nucleotides long. RefSeq names its product major facilitator superfamily transporter. The coding region runs from base 246 to 1658 and encodes 470 amino acids. The transcript has a single exon. Gene Ontology annotation, cellular component: membrane. Gene Ontology annotation, molecular function: transmembrane transporter activity. Lineage: Eukaryota; Fungi; Ascomycota; Schizosaccharomycetes; Schizosaccharomycetales; Schizosaccharomycetaceae. Gene Ontology annotation, biological process: transmembrane transport. The record is from RefSeq and is a predicted model, not a curated record.
AAGAAAUACACUUGUACGUUGUUACCCUGCUCAGAAAAGCUUGCAAACCAAAAUCCUUGACACUUUCAGAUGUAAAAAAAAAAAGGCCUCUAUUUACAUUAUAAGAAAGACUGUAAUUGCAUACAUUCCAAGACAAAAUAGAUCAACGGUGGAAAAUAAGGGUUUAAUUAAUUUUAUUAUUUUUUUUUAAAAAAAUAUAACAUAUAAGGAAAAUAUUUAAAGCGUAAACAAUCCACAUAGACCAAAUGGAAUUAAGAUUGGAAGAAGAAAUCUUGAGCCAAAUUGGCAAAGAUACAGACGUCCCAGACAAAUCGGCAAAGUAUCAAGUCCAUGAAUCCAUUCAAGAAAAAGAUGAUACAUUAGAUGACACUGAUUCUAUUGAUAGAAAACCCCCAUUCAUGAGUGCUGCCCUCAUCCUAUUGAAUAAUUUGGUACUCUCGAUUUCAUUUUCUAUUGUCAUUCCAACCUCGAAUAGCUAUGUCAAAGUCCUUGGAGGAAGCGAAGUUCUUUCUGGUCUCAUUAUUGGUCUUCCUAUGAUUACGGCGCUCUUCUCUUUAUACCCUAUGUUACUGGUGUCGAAUCCUAAAUCUGCUAAUGGCUUUACUUUUUAUAAACGUCCCUACGUCUGCUCAUGUGUCACUGCGCUCGUUGGCCAUAUCCUUUAUUCGCUUGCUUUUAAAGCCAAAAGCAUUGCCCUCAUACUAGUCAGUCGAAUCAUUCUAGGGGUUGCAUGUGUCAUGUAUCUGUACCAUAAAAAGUUCAUGUCCGACAGAAUCCUCGUAGGUGCCAAGUACAGAACUUUUAUGAGUACUCUCAACACAAUAAUGCUAACUGCUGGGAUUGCAAUUGGUCCUUUUCUUGGCGGUCUGAUGGCUAAAACUUCUUCAAAUUCUCACAAUGCCGUAUGGAAUCAAUAUACUUCCGGAAAUUGGUUGCUCGCUAUCUUUUGGUUUGUUUUAUUUGUCAUUUCUUCUUUAUUUUAUAAUGAUGUUGAUAGUACCAUUCCUCCUAUCCCUGCCAGAAACCAAAACGACGAUUCCAAUUCUGAAGCCCGAACAACGCAUCCCCGUCCAGAUUUUAUCUCUCUUUUAAGGAUUUUUGUUGCUGGUUAUAUUGCUUUCUCUUGCUUCUUUACAAUGGAGGCAUAUCAGGCUUCCAUCCCAAUCUAUACUGCCUACCUAUACAAGUAUUCUCCUUUUCAAUCGGGAAAUUUCCUUGCACUUGCAUGCCUAAUUGAUAUCCCGUUUCUCCUUUUAUUCUCUUUUCUUUCUCGGUGGAUCGAAGAUCGAACAAUUACAUUGAUAGGUAUUUUAAUUUCGGUUAUGACAGUCGCUGUUCAUCUCAUAGUCAACAGACUUCAAAAAGAGUAUCUACAGCUUUAUUUCACUUUAUUUUGUUUUGUCUUUUUUGGAACUUCCAUUGCUUUUUCACCUCUCGUAUCUCUUCUUACAAAGCAGCUUCAUCCAGCUCAUCAUUUGCUAGCAAGCGUUGUGAUUCAAAUAAGCAUAGCUAUUGCAGACACCACCGGCCCUGUUUUCGGUGGUGCAAUCCGUACGGUUACUUCUCUUGGAUUCCUGAUAACUUUACUCGCAUUACAUGUGUUGGCAACCAUCUUUAUGCUUUGUAUUUGGAAAACCGCUAAGGUUAAGACUGGUUAAUUCU